This is a messenger RNA of Triticum dicoccoides, 1249 nucleotides long. RefSeq names its product F-box protein At5g39250-like. The record is from RefSeq and is a predicted model, not a curated record. Gene Ontology annotation, molecular function: protein binding. Lineage: Eukaryota; Viridiplantae; Streptophyta; Magnoliopsida; Poales; Poaceae. The transcript is spliced from 2 exons. Bases 347 to 1099 code for a protein of 250 amino acids.
UUCUCCGACCGACACCGAGCACCUCCGGGUCCCCAUUCCUCUCCCAUUCCCAGGCACCGAUCCUGCUCCUUCCUCUGGGUGUUUGUCUAUGGGCGAAUAUCUCCGGCAACGGCGACCUCUCUUCCCCUGCGCGUCCCUCUUCCGGCGUUGCCACCCCGUCGUCCAUCGCUACCAGAUCGACGACCGCCCCUUCAUCCUCUCUGGUCUCUGCAGAUCUACGCCGGCGGCCCGCCUUACCGACGGUUCUUCCUAGCCACGACACUUCUGGUUCGCUCUUCGGUUUGUAGCUGAAGUCUCCAUCCUAGAGGGUAGAGGCAUUCCAUUUCCUUCAGUUCAGUGAUUGAGAAUGGACAAUGGAUUUCCUGGCGAAGUUCUGAAGGCUGUUUUUCCUCUACUGGAUGGUAAAGACUUGGUCUUUUGCAUGCUUGUAUGCCGCCAAUGGUGCGAAAUUGCAAAGGAUGAUUACUUCUGGAAAUGCAUCUGCUCACGGAAAUGGCCUUCCAUCUGCAAGCAGCCUCCUUCUGACACAAACUUCCAAAAGCUCUAUUUAACGUUCUCCAAGCCACGGAAGACGGUGCACCUUCCUGUACCUAAGCUCACUUUUGAGGAUCUGGUGUUUUACAUUGACAUGUGGCUUGAGGGAUCACUAAUCUUCUCUCAAGCAGUUUCAGGCUGCAUUCUUCGAGCAGGUUUACAGAACACACCUGGCGGCAUACCAGAUGUACUUGUUGCACAUCUGAAUGCCGCAGACUGCAUUUUGAUGAUGGAAGUCAAACCCAAGCUGACAGUCCCUAUGGGGCCAGCCAUCACCGUGUCUGUUCUUGCCCACCGCAAGGACACCAACAAGAUGACUUGCAUAAUCAAUACGUCGAGUUUUGAUUACAUUGACAGCAAUGCAGCACGGGCAUUGGCAUAUGAAUAUCUCAGGUUUUCACCCAGACACCCUUUCAUAUCAGACAUCCGGGCCUGGAUGUCGUUGCUUUUCCUGUAUAAAGGAACAAACUCUAUAGAGGUAUUUGGUAUUGAACUAGAUUUUUGUGAUGCGGCAAGGUCCGAGCCUGAGAUCUUGUGGCUCUUAGACAUGCUUGAUUGGAAAUAGAAGCUACUCUUUAGUUGUGAUUUGAGCCUUUGAGGUAUGUAAAGAAUUUUCAUCAUAUGUUGAUCAUCUACUGUUGUAGUACUGAAAUAUAUGCUUUAAGAUGUUGGAAUAAAAUGGCGAUGUGCGCCCAUUGGUUCUCUAUACCGUUCA